AUGAGUGGCCUGGAUGCAGCUGCAGGCAUUGCUGGCCUGUUGACCCUGUCCUUUGCCUGUGUGCAAGGUUGCAUCAAAGGGUUUACCCUGCUACGUCGGGCGCGCAGCCAUGACCGUGAUGUGGCGGUCGUGAGCCUCAUGAUCGAGCUCGAACAGCACAAAUUUCAGACCUGGGCCGAAGAAGCUGGUUUGUUUGAGGAUCCGCCAGACCUACGGGUGCAUGCCCGAGAUGCUCGCUAUGUACCAAAGAUUUUGGAUCAAUUGCGGAGACUACUGCUUGAUGUGAAUGGACUCAGGAAAAGAUACAACCUGGACAUAAGGGAGGGUUCGGAAAUCCUCGACCUCGACGAGGAAAAUCCCAUGGGCGUCAGGCCAUCUUCACAACCCCGAAAGUCGCUGUCUGAGCUUUUUCAGCACAAAACAAACUGGAGAAAGUGGACCUGGAUUGCUUUCGACGAGAAGAACGUUCGCACAUUGAUGGAUGAUGUGAAAGUCUUGGUUGACCAGCUCCAACAGUUCCUUGAACACGAAAGGCAGGUCAAGAUGGAACAGGCAUUUGAUGUGUUCCUCAGGACCACCGUGGUCAAGACAGCCAACGAACAAGAGUUGGGUGUUAUCGGUCACGACCACAACCGCUCUUUCUCCAAGGGAGCCAUUCCUGCAGCCGCUCGCUUGAAACGACAGGGUCUCCUUCUGGGAGUCGCAGAUACAUGCACAGACAACCAUACACUCAUCCCAAAGCCGGAAUCUGGGAGACCAUCAACUUUGAGGGACUCGCACUCUUCCCUCUCCAGUCUGUCGGUCGCGUCUUUGUCUUCGUCCUCGUCAAAGUCGAUGAGGCUGAAGUCGAAGGAGCUUAUCGUUCCAUCGUCACGAAUGGAGGGCCAUCGUUACUUUGCCUGGUAUGCGCGUGAGCCUGUCCUGCUCGAAUGGAAAAGCGGUGGUGGCGGAAUCAAGCUUCCACUUCUUGAGAAUCGAGUGGACCGGGUUUCAGCAUUCUUGCACGAACUAGAUCAGUCCUUCCACAGUUUACCCUGCCGUGGCUACAUCAAAGACUGGGCUGCAAAAGACCGAUAUGCCUACGUCUUCGAUCUUCCCUUUGGUGUCGAUCCUCCGACAAUGCAGAAGAGCCCGGUCAAGAGGCAUAUGGAUCUCCCACCAUUGCCAAGUAUGCAUACAUUGCGAGACAUGCUAGAACGACCGAUGGAAAUCCCGUCGCUCAAUCUUCGGCUGUCCUACGCCAUCACGCUCUUGGAGACGUUGCUACAGAUCCAUACCGCUGACUGGCUGCACAAGGAACUUCGCUCCAACAACAUCCUAUUUAUACGUGGACCUCAAUCGGACAAUGCAUCCGAUGAGGAUAUCUUACUUUCGCCCAUCUAUGUCGCCGGCUACGUCUAUGCGAGAGUAGACAGUCCCAACGAACUCACAGAGCCUACCGAGUCCGACUUUGAGAACGAUCUCUACCGACAUCCACUGUCGAUGGGGAGCUCCAGAGUUUCGUAUCGCAAGAGCUUCGACAUCUUCAGCGUUGGUUGCGUCCUCCUUGAACUCGGGUUGUGGACAAGUCUGCCCGACAUUUUGCGCAGUGGGUCGAGAAGCCUGCGGCCUGGUGUAGGCCUGUCGGAUGCCACUUACAAGUAUCCGGAUUUCUCGUUUUCGACGUCGUCAUCCACGCUUACGCCGAGGUCAUCGUCCAACUCGAUCAAUAGACAGAGCCGUGAUAGUUUGAGGGAGAGGCAUAGUCGCGAUCUGAAGCUGCGAAAGAGCGUGCACUCUGUCGACCAAGAAAUCGGCGACGACAGCCCUGCUUUCGACCUUCUGGAACUGCGACAUCAGCUGCUCCUCUCCAACGCGAGCGGAGUACACAGUCCCGAGCCGCCCACGAUGAAACCUACCUCAUACAACGAGAUUCUGAGGGCGUUGAAGGCGGCCACAGGCAUUGGUUAUGCAAGAAUAGUAGAGAGUUUUCUGUGGGUGGUUGAAAACAUGACGGCGACUGAGAGCAAUCCAGACAUGGCGGGACACAUGGAUGAGCACGAGUACGCGCUCAAGUUGGAGAUGGAAUCUCUGGAGUCUCUCCGGGCCAUUGCAAAAGUCAUCUGA
Messenger RNA from Fonsecaea nubica, 2106 nucleotides. RefSeq lists its product as hypothetical. Bases 1 to 2106 code for a protein of 701 amino acids. Lineage: Eukaryota; Fungi; Ascomycota; Eurotiomycetes; Chaetothyriales; Herpotrichiellaceae. The transcript has a single exon. The record is from RefSeq and is a predicted model, not a curated record.